Dunckerocampus dactyliophorus (ringed pipefish) is the source of this 2098-nucleotide messenger RNA. RefSeq names its product dynein, light chain, LC8-type 2b (gene dynll2b). Gene Ontology annotation, molecular function: dynein intermediate chain binding; dynein light intermediate chain binding. The coding region runs from base 850 to 1365 and encodes 171 amino acids. The transcript is spliced from 3 exons. Lineage: Eukaryota; Metazoa; Chordata; Actinopteri; Syngnathiformes; Syngnathidae. Gene Ontology annotation, biological process: cilium assembly; microtubule-based process. Gene Ontology annotation, cellular component: cytoplasmic dynein complex. The record is from RefSeq and is a predicted model, not a curated record.
CAACUCACCUUUACCUGGACAACACAGCGAUUGUUUAAUUAUGUUCAUUCUGCGCAGACGUUGGCUUAGACUGAGUUUCAGUUAUAUUAAAAGUAUACUUUUUCACUAAUCAGAAGUGCAGUCAAAUCCAUCAAGAUGACUUACUUCCUCACACAGUCAGGUUAAUUAGCGGUGCUAAUUAAUCAUUAAUAUCUAGUCUGACUACAUAUUUUACCUUUGUUCCUGUCUAAACCGGGGAGUUGGAUCGCAAUUAGCAUUAUCAAAAUAUUCAUACAGUUCAACCCGUUUACGUCGACAACCCGUCUAUGUGGACCAACUCAUCAGUGGCCUGUUACACAAAACUAGGAUAAGGGAUUAAGCCGUGAUAUCUUGGUUAUUCUGGCUCAGUUUAUCCGAGAUCCGGUUACACAAAAGUGUGAUCUCUUCUGACAUAAACUACAGUAGAGAUCUAUUCUGUGGAGUUAGCCUGGUCUGCAGCAGGCUAAGGUCCAGGGUCUAUUUCAUCUCAUCCCGUGGUCAGUGUUCACCAUAAAUGGAAACCAAUCAUUAUUCCACUGCCCAUGCAGCUACACCCACUGUCAUUAUUUCAACAAUUGUCAUCAUUCGUUUCAAACCUUGCACAUUAGAUAAUUUACACAUCCUAUAUAUAAAAUACACAUCACAUACACAGUAGUGUGGAAAAAGUGAUUGGCCCCUAAACCUAAUAACUGGUUGGGCCACCCUUAGCAGCAAAAACUGCAAUCAAGCGUUUGUGAUAACUCCUGAAAUGUUGUGUAUUUCAGAAUGAUACAAAAAGGCCUGUUUCAGGGACCACAAACGGGGUCAACAAUUUAAAGCUGUUCUGCAGAAAUGGAGGUUGAUCAAGCCUUGGCAGUUUGGUGCAAUCAAUUCCGACAGGUGUUCCAGGUUCUGGAGUACUUACCACAUCCUCUGUCUGCAUAUAAACAGUGUUGGGAAGACACUGUGGUGCUAUACCCUCGUGAACAUCAGUUGAACAGCAUUGAACUGGAGAAAGUCAUUUGUUGCAAGAAAAAAAGGGAAUUAACAAUGGAGGAGAGACGGAGCAUCUUAAAACUUCGAAAUUCAAAAGCCAACAUGACUGACAAGAAGGCCGUGAUCAAGAAUGCGGACAUGUCUGAGGAAAUGCAGCAGGACGCGGUGGACUGCGCCAUGCAAGCGAUGGAAAAGUACAACAUUGAGAAGGACAUUGCUGCCUAUGUGAAGAAGGAGUUUGACAAGAAGUACAACCCCACGUGGCACUGCAUCGUGGGGAGGAACUUUGGCAGCUACGUGACGCACGAGACCAAGCAUUUCAUAUACUUCUACCUCGGCCAGGUGGCCAUUCUACUCUUCAAGUCGGGCUGAAUUCCUCUCCCCGUUCCCCGAAAAGCACAUUUUACCAUCUCAUCAGCUCAUAAUACGUUUGUGCCAUGCUGUCCAUCAGCCACCCUGAAAACGGGCCUUCCUCGCGGGGACUUUUUGGUACUAUAGAGAAGGUGGGUGCGUGUGUUGGUGGUGUUUUGCUGUCUUGUGACAGCCACGUGGACGUUUUACUUUCAUUUCACAUGUUUGCCUAAUUUAAAAUGAGCAUCAUUUCUUUUGAUGUUGUUGUGAACGCCUUCAUUUGUUGUGUGGCAGAUGGAACUAAGCUGCCAGACUGUUGCCUGCGCUGAAUAAAAAGUGACAAUGAAACCGUUUUUUCUUGUACGUGGUGCUGUGUUAGGAUAUUCACGUUGGCGCAGAUUGUAACUUUGCUCACGUUUAACUCUCAACAGCAAAUAUUGUCUUGUAUCACGCGUCCUCACUUUCUUUUUGCGGUGUUGUUUUAAGUGUUGGAUGCGAUUUCGGUGACAUCGCUGUUGUUAACUUUCCAACUGAAAACAAUAUAAGCUUAACACUUUAAUUAAGAGACUUAUAAAUUAUUUAAAUGUACCAAUUGAAUGAUUUGUAUUAAUCUAUUCCAGGGGUGUCCAAAGGUUUUCCAGCGAGGGCCACAUAGUGAAGAAUGAAAGGAUGCCACUUUCAUAUUUUGUAAAACACAUGUAUGUAGAUAUGAUAAGAGGUUAUUUAUAUUUCAAGAAGAAACUGCAUCUCAGCU